Trichobilharzia regenti is the source of this 1134-nucleotide messenger RNA. Lineage: Eukaryota; Metazoa; Platyhelminthes; Trematoda; Strigeidida; Schistosomatidae. The record is from the annotation of a GenBank genome assembly.
AUGGAUUUAACAGAAUUUGAUUCAUCGUGUAACAAUGAACUGACAUCAUCAGCGCUUAAACUUGUCAUGGAGAUAUCAAUUAAUAAAUUGCGUAAUUUUCAAAAUACUUUACAAUCACCAGUGGGACAACAACCUAUGAAAGCAGCAGCAACAGAAAAUAGGAAUAUUUCUGUGUCUAACAAUAACGGCAAUAGUAGUUCAGAAUCUAUGCCACGUGUCACUUCAAGACGAACAUCGAGUACCUUUUCACCGAGUAAUCGAUUAUAUAGAGUUAUGGUGAUUUUAAAAAUUGCUAAAAAGGCUAGAUCGAUUUUACUAACUCAAGAAGCUAUGAACACUUUGCCGACAAACGUUAACAAUGAUAAUAAUAAUAAUAGUGUUAAAGCAAUAAAUAACCAUGAUACACUACCAUCCGAAAGAAUAUCUACCAGUCAUUCCGAUAGUGGGGAACAAUGUAAUCUUUUAAAUGCUGUCAAAUCAACCACUCCUCUUCCAAUAAAUUCAUCCUCUGAAAUGCCUGUUUUACAUUCAACUAAUCCUAAUGAACAAAGAUAUAAAAGAAUAUCUGACUGCAAUUCAGAUGAUUCCUCUGUUACAAGUAACAAAAGAGUGUUUGAUUCUAAUCUGUCUAUUUGGACACCUGAAAAUCCUGUAUUAUGUAAUCCUGAAAGUCAAGAAGAACAGUUACGUAAUAGUCAUGAUUGUCAGAUAAAUGUACAACAUGUAUUAGUGUCCAGAGUAGAAAAUGAUAAUGAUGGCGUCAAGAUGGAAGAUGAGAAUACAACAGCUGAUGAUGAAGUCGACACUGAAGGUUCUGAUGAGGAUGUCGAAGAUGAUGAUGAAGAGGAGGAGGACGAUGAGGACGAGGGGGCAGACAGUUCUACUCCAAACUAUCAAGAUCAAUAUUCAUUGAGCAGAUGUCGAAUGAUUGUUCAACCAGCUGAUAUACAUACACUAGAAAAUAAUCGAACUACAUCAACUGAAUGCUUACGUUCUUCCAAUAGUAAUGCAUUACAACAACAAGUAUCGCAUACAAUGGAUUAUAAUGAAAUGAAUCAUGAUUGUGGAAGAGAUAUGUGUAUUUGCCUAUCAAAUUCACCUAAUUCAAGACCAUUGAUUACAGGAAUUAUAUAG